UCAGUUGUGAACAAACAGAGUGCCUGUUGAAGAGGAUGGAUGGUCUUCCUCGCAGCCAUGACGUUCUGGUAGUUCAUAAACUCCAGCUCCACUGUUUGCCCAGCCUGCUCUUCUUAGUCUGGCCUCAGUCCAAAACCACACCUACUGCAGCCUGAGAAGCAGGAAGUUCCUCCCACUCUCACACACAGACGACUGUGAGAGGAAACAAAACUGAAUCCUAUCAGUGUUCGUGGAAAAAUGGCAGAAGCCAGAGUUGCAGUGGAUGUAAAUGAGUUCAGCUGUCCAAUAUGUCUGGAUCUACUGAAGGAUCCAGUGACUAUUCCCUGUGGACACAGUUACUGUAUGAGCUGCAUUAGGAGCUGCUGGAAUCAGGAGGCUCAUGCUGGAGUUUACCGCUGCCCCCAGUGCAGACAGACCUUCACACCCAGACCUGUUCUGGGCAGAAACACCAUACUGGCUGAAAUGGUGGAGAAACUGAAGAAGACUGGACUACAAGCAGCUACUCCUGCUGACCAGUAUGCUGGACCUGGUGAUGUGGAGUGUGAUGUCUGUACUGGGAGAAAACACAAAGCUGUCAAGUCCUGCCUGGUGUGUCAGGCCUCCUACUGUGAAACUGACCUGCAGCUUCACAAUAAACUCCAUCAUGCAAAACAACACAAGCUCAUUGAUGCCAUCAGUCAUCUGAAGGACAAGGUCUGUUCCCACCAUGACAAACCCCUGGAGAUCUACUGCCGUACCGACCAGCAGUGUAUCUGUUUUCUCUGUACGAUGGCUGAACACAGAGGCCAUGAUACAGUCUCAGCUGCUGCAGGAUGGGCGGAGAAACAGGUCAGACUGGAAACACUCAUAUAUAAAUUAUGAAUUUUAUAUAAAGUAAAAAUUGUUUUUGUCGCAUGUGAAUAAGUUUGCAUUAAAAAGAGAGAGAUUGUGAUCAAGCCUGGUUUGUUACAUGGAAAGAAAAUGCACAGAAAAUGAGUCACUGAAAAUGUGUUUUAUCAGUAGCUCAAUGGGGAAAACCUGUGUCAAGAUGUCAUUACAAAAUGUAAAAUGUUCUGAUCGAAUUGCAACUGAAAACUCCUUCAACUACUUAAAACUCCUGUAUUCAGGGGCGCUGUAAAGGGGGGG
Paramormyrops kingsleyae is the source of this 1125-nucleotide messenger RNA. Lineage: Eukaryota; Metazoa; Chordata; Actinopteri; Osteoglossiformes; Mormyridae. The record is from RefSeq and is a predicted model, not a curated record.